CAGCGCGUGGAGACUCAUCACCUGCACGAGGACGUCGCGUUAUUAAAGCCCGUGCAGACCGGCGAGGAUUCUGAGAGAGAGAGAGAGAGAGAGAGAGAGAGAGAGAGAGAGCGCACCCGCUGGGUCACAGUGUGAGUAUUCUUCAGAAGUCCAGCAGUAACGUAAUGUUUCAUAGCAUGUGCUAUAAUACGUGUGAAGUUGAAAGUGCCCUAUAAUAAUAAUAAUGUUAGAGAUCAUUCUAGAGAACAUUACAGCUGCCUUUUAACUCCGUUAUUCAGCUCAAAUAACCAACAAACCAACCAAACAAGAAAGACGACACACCCUUCAGAGAGAGCGCUUUAAGGAGGAGACACACGAGACAGCGCGCGCGGCCCAGUAACAUCUCUCUGUAAGUUAUCUAGCUGAAUAAAACAUGACAAAACUAGAUAAUUAAACGAAUAAAUCUCGGAUUAGACUUUAUUACUAUUAUUUAUUUAGAAAUAAGCUAAAACACAGCCUAAUUAUAGGUCUCCAGUUUGGUUGGUUAUUUUAGCUUGAUAACGGAGCUUUUCUAAAGCGCGUGCAGGAAUACAGUGCAGUGCAGAAUAAUCGGAAACAGAAGCGUGUCGGAGGCAGAAAAAGCGCCCUUAGUGCACAAGUUCCCUCACAGGCAGUUGGCGUGUGUUUUCAGAGGUGCUGUCCAAGCUCUUCAGCAGAAGCACAAAGAAAAGUGCCGCUCUGAGGAUCACAGGCGCAGUGCUCAGCCAAGGAACCCUGGUAGAGCAGAAGAAAGACAUCAUUCUGACUCUCCUUCACAAUCCGGAGAUGUGCAGCAGUGCCAUCAGCUCAGACCUGGCAGAAAGCAGCAGCACUGGACUGGGGCUGAAAGUGAACAUUUCAGCUGCUAACGGAAGCUGUGUGUGCGCCCCGGUGCUCGCGCACGUCAGAGGAAGACUGAUUAUUAACUACAUGUCCAAGAAUGAAGAUGAACACAUGGACAGAGAAGCCCUCCUACUGCAGGAUGGAAACUGUUCCCUUCUGAGACAAUUCAGAAAGCCCGAGUCAGUGGUGAUGAAUAUCAAGAACAUCAGCGAGGAAACAAGUGAACCUCAGAAGAGUUUAAUAUCUGUUCAUCCCUCUGAUGGGAGGAUUGAUAUUUCAGCUUUCGACGGAAAAAGUGUUUUUGCUCCUGUUAUUUACAGCAGCACAGGGACACUGACUAUCAAUUAUUUCGUGAUAACGAAAUUCACGAACAUCAGUGAGAUAAAAACUGAACCUCAGGCUCAGGUGAUCGUACCAUUGAGGAGGACAUCAUCACCUUAUUCACCCUCUGAACUGAGAAUAAAUAUUUCUGCUUUCAAUGAAAGCAGUGUAUUUGCUCCAGUUUUUUAUAACUUCACAGGAACCGUGACAAUCAACUACUUCAGCUGUAAUGAACAUCAGUGAACAACUGAACCUGAACCUCUGGCUAAGGAUGCUUCAUCUGACAGUGACACAGAACCAGGUACACUGUGAUGGACUGGUGUCAUAUUCACUCCCAGUGUUCCUAGGAAAUGUUCCGUUAUCAGUGGAAAGCUUCACUUGGACGCUAUAGAUGUGAAGAAAGAACCUCCAGCUGUAAUAUGAGUAAUGUGAAAAUAUUGUGUGUUUACACUAAAACUGUAUUUCAUUUGAGUUUCAUUUCUGUUAGUCUCUCUAAUUCCCUAAUCAUUUGUUUUAAUUUAUUUUCAUUUUCAAUGUUUUUCUUCUUCUGAGAACUCCUUUCCCUGUUUCACAGUAUCGUUGUUGUUGUUGUUGUUGUUGUUUAAUACUGUGUUUAUAAUUCCGUGUUUUAUGUGUACUAGUGGUUUUUAUCUAACUCUGGGUUAUAAUUCAGGAAUGAUUGGGGAGUCCGGGAAGUUUGCAAGACUCUCUGAAUUAUUUGCUGUAUUCCUUGAUUAGCCCCCUUAAGCUCAGUUUAUUUCUUAUUAUAAUUUUCUAUAUAUUUUAAUAUAUUCAGGUAUUUAUUAUUUAUAUUGUUUCUUUUCUUUUUCUCUGCUGGUUAAAAUAUGCUGCUUGGAUUUAUUG
Messenger RNA from Pangasianodon hypophthalmus (striped catfish), 2046 nucleotides. RefSeq lists its product as uncharacterized. Bases 805 to 1425 code for a protein of 206 amino acids. The record is from RefSeq and is a predicted model, not a curated record. The transcript has 8 exons. Lineage: Eukaryota; Metazoa; Chordata; Actinopteri; Siluriformes; Pangasiidae.